CCCAGAAGAGCCCGGAAGAGAGCAGAAGGUGGAGCCAGCUCCAAUGUCUUCUCCAUGUUCGAUCAGUCCCAGAUUCAGGAGUUCAAGGAGGCCUUUACCAUCAUGGACCAGAACCGGGAUGGCUUCAUCGACAAGGAAGACCUGAGGGACACCUUUGCUGCACUUGGCCGUAUCAAUGUCAAGAAUGAGGAGCUGGAGGCCAUGGUAAAGGAGGCCCCUGGGCCCAUCAAUUUCACCAUCUUCCUCACCAUGUUUGGGGAGAAACUCAAGGGUACUGACCCAGAGGAGACCAUUCUCCAUGCUUUCAAGGUGUUUGACACUGAAGGGAAAGGCUUCGUCAAGGCCGACUUCAUCAAGGAGAAACUCAUGACCCAGGCAGACCGGUUCAGUGAGGAGGAGGUCAAGCAGAUGUUUGCGGCUUUCCCACCAGAUGUGUACGGCAACUUGGACUACAGGAACCUGUGCUAUGUCAUCACGCAUGGAGAGGAGAAGGACUAGGUGUGGCUCUUUUUCCACAUUCAGAGUCAGACCUGAUGGGG
This is a messenger RNA of Castor canadensis (American beaver), 539 nucleotides long. It is a transcript of the gene Myl10, whose product is annotated as myosin light chain 10. Gene Ontology annotation, molecular function: calcium ion binding. The record is from RefSeq and is a predicted model, not a curated record. NCBI's taxonomy places the organism in Eukaryota, Metazoa, Chordata, Mammalia, Rodentia, Castoridae.